This is a messenger RNA of Culicoides brevitarsis, 997 nucleotides long. It is a transcript of the gene Rab6, whose product is annotated as ras-related protein Rab6. Gene Ontology annotation, molecular function: GTP binding; GTPase activity. The transcript has 6 exons. The record is from RefSeq and is a predicted model, not a curated record. Bases 82 to 711 code for a protein of 209 amino acids. NCBI's taxonomy places the organism in Eukaryota, Metazoa, Arthropoda, Insecta, Diptera, Ceratopogonidae. Gene Ontology annotation, biological process: vesicle-mediated transport.
AACGAUCGUGUGAAGACGUGUGAAAAUAGAACUCGAGAAUUACCGUGAAAACCCGUGCGUUUUAACUCAUUUUGUGGAAACAUGUCGUCGUCCGGCGAUUUCGGAAGUCCCCUUAGGAAAUUCAAGUUGGUGUUUUUGGGAGAGCAAAGCGUUGGAAAAACCUCAUUAAUUACGAGAUUUAUGUACGAUAGUUUUGAUAACACAUACCAGGCAACAAUAGGUAUAGAUUUUCUAUCAAAAACAAUGUAUCUGGAGGAUCGUACGGUGAGACUACAGUUGUGGGAUACUGCGGGACAAGAACGCUUUAGAUCGUUGAUACCAUCUUAUAUUAGGGAUUCAACAGUAGCUGUGGUUGUUUAUGAUAUAACAAAUGCAAAUUCAUUCCAUCAAACAUCAAAAUGGAUUGAUGAUGUGCGAACUGAGCGUGGCAGCGAUGUAAUCAUAAUGUUAGUUGGCAAUAAAACAGAUUUAUCAGAUAAACGUCAGGUUUCGACGGAGGAAGGCGAGCGAAAAGCAAAAGAAUUAAAUGUUAUGUUUAUAGAAACAAGUGCUAAGGCAGGCUAUAAUGUGAAGCAACUUUUUAGAAGAGUCGCAGCUGCGUUACCGGGCAUGGACACACCCGAUCAUAAGCCACCGGAAGACAUGCAAGAAGUUAUACUCAAAGACUCGCCAAACGACGUCAAAGAUCCCGAAGGAAAUUGUGCAUGCUGAAGUGGUGUCUAUAGCUUUAAAAAAAAUUCAUUUAUUUUCAAAAAAUAUAUAUUUUGUAAUAAUUUAACAUUAUAAAUAUUCCGUGAACUUCCUUUUUUAUUACUAUUAUAUUUUAUAUUAUUAUAUUUUUUAUAUUUAAAAAAAAUCAACUAAAAAUAUUAAUUUUUAUUUAAAAACGACGAGUUAAAAAAAAUAACGUAAAUAUUAUUAUUAAUUUAAUGUUAAAAAAAUAUUUUUCCAUUUUACUUUUUUUUUUAAAUAAUUAUUAAAAUAAUCACUGAAACUU